Molecule: messenger RNA, 1266 nt
Organism: Kalmanozyma brasiliensis GHG001
Lineage: Eukaryota; Fungi; Basidiomycota; Ustilaginomycetes; Ustilaginales
Product: Rossmann-like alpha/beta/alpha sandwich fold
Exons: 1
Coding region: 1-1266 (421 amino acids)
Cellular component (GO): cytoplasm
Source: RefSeq, a predicted model, not a curated record
AUGGUUCCGAAACCAUCAGGCUCGCUCCUAUCCGGAGCUCGCAAGUCGGGCAUCUUCAACGGUGGUUCCGGCCCAUCCAGCGGCGUCUCGAUCCACGACCGUCUAUCUGCACGAUCGCGAGUGACAAAUCUCGGCGUGGUCCUUCUGCUCGGCUUUGCCGGUUUCUCCGCGCUCCUCAACCUCCGAUACAUGCUCUUCCACCGUGGCAGCUCCAUACCGCAGAACAUCAUCGAGUUCGGAGGCCGAACACCCGACUCGCUCACCGCCAGUGUCGCUCCACCUCGCACGGGCGCCGAAAAGCUCAACCACCUCGUCAUCGUCACCGGUCACGCCGUCUGGGCGGGCUGCGACGUUAAGGGCAAGGACAACGACGAGAACUGGGUCCUGGAGGAGUACCAAAAGGGGGGAAGCGUCAAGACGUUCUACAAGCACAUCGAAAAAGGUAUGCAGCUCACCAACGAGGAUCCCAAUGCGCUCCUCGUCUUCUCCGGUGGACAGACACGGCCGAACUCGCUCCAGACCGAGGCCGAGUCGUACUACUCGCUGGCGCUGUCGGCUGAGCUGGAGGUGCCCAUGAUUGCAGGCAGUCUGGUCAACCUCACGACCGGUUCGUCAUCCGCAUCUAUCGGUAGUUUGGCUCACGCCAAUGCGGCAGUGGCAACACGACACGGGCUGCAAGAUGCACGGAUGACAACCGAAAACUACGCGCUGGACAGCUUUGAGAAUCUGCUCUUUUCGAUCGCGCGCUUCCGGGAGUACACAGCCCACUAUCCGGCACGCAUCACCGUCGUCGGGUACGCAUUCAAGAAGGCGCGCUUCGAAGACUUGCAUGCGAAAGCGGUGCGAUGGAACACCCAAGGGUUCCUGCACAAGGGCGAGCGGACGUUCCAGUACGUCGGCGUGGACGACGAGGGUCUAUCGGACAGCGAGACCGUCGCCCAAUCGCGUGGCGAGAAGCUCAAGGCGUUCAACCUGUUCGACAAGGACAUGUACGGUUGUCACGGCAGGUUGAGGCAGAAGCGCAUCGAGAGGAACCCCACCAGGAGGUUUCAUCCGUACAUGAGCUCGGCACCGGAAAUUGCGGAUCUGUUGAACUGGUGUCCUGCCGAGAACUCGGGUUUGCAGGGGUUGUAUCCGGAGAACCUGCCGUGGGACGCAAGGGUGAUUGGGACUGGAUGGGGAAGGGGAGCGUUGGCGGUCAAGGCGAAUAGCAAGGGCAACAUUAUCCCGGAUACAAGGUGGUUGCAGAUCGGCAGGGAGCAGUGA